This is a messenger RNA of Boleophthalmus pectinirostris (great blue-spotted mudskipper), 1375 nucleotides long. RefSeq lists its product as uncharacterized. The record is from RefSeq and is a predicted model, not a curated record. Lineage: Eukaryota; Metazoa; Chordata; Actinopteri; Gobiiformes; Gobiidae. The transcript is spliced from 2 exons. The coding region runs from base 299 to 844 and encodes 181 amino acids.
UUCAGACCUUCAGACCUGCAGACCUUCAGAUCUUUUGUUUCUCUUAAAUCAGUAUGUGGUGAUUCUGGAACUUUUCUCCAGGUUCUUCUCCGAGACACGUCUAAGUUUACAAACUCUGGAUCCAAACGUCACCUGGCUCCAAGAAAACCUGAUCUAAUGUUUUGAGAACAUUGCCAACACCAAAGGCUCUAAAGGUUCUCCUCAUGAUGUUCUCCUCGUGAUGUUCUCCUCGUGAUGUUCUCCUCAUGAUGUUCUGAUGUUCUCCUCGUGAUGUUCUCCUCGUGAUGUUCUCCUGCUGAUGUUCCUCCUGGCUGUGUUCAGAGAGGUUCUUACAGGUUUGAGGGCUCCUGGUUUGUUGUGGGUUUGGGCUCUGAGAGGUGAAGAUCUGAGGGACGCAGGCUUCAUCUGGUCUUCACAGAGGAGUUCAUCUUAUUGUUCACCUAAAUCAGACAUUUGGAGCUCGAUCUCGCCCUCGUCCAUGUCGCCCUCGCCCUCGCCGCCCUCGCCGCCGCCCUCGCCCUCGCCCUCGCCGCCCUCUCCCUCAUCUCCAUCGCCACCCUCGCCGCCCUCGCCCUCGCCCUCCCGCCCUCGCCGCCCUCGCCGCCCUCUCCCUCAUCUCCAUCGCCACCCUCGCCGCCCUCGCCGAGCUCGCCGCCCUCUCCCUCAUCUCCAUCACCACCCUCGCCCUCGCCGCCCUCGCCCUCGCGGCCCUCACCACCUCGCCCUCGCCCUCGCCGCCCUCGCCCUCGCCGCCCUCGCCCUCGUCGCCCUCGCGGUCCUCGUGGCCCUCGUCACCCUCGUCGCCCUCACCCUCGCCUUCUCUUCGGGAACACUGACGAUGUGAAACCUGCAGAAACAUCUGAGGUCUGGAGGAGGCGGGACCGCGGGCACAAACGCGCCACAGAAGGGACCAAUCAGAUGCCGGCUCCUGCUAAUCCGCCCGGCGACAGCUUCAGCUCGUCCAAUCACAGCCCUCCUCACUUUUCUGCUUCUUCUGUUUUUUUGACCGUGAUUUAAGUUUGUGACUUUAAUGAACAAAAUACAACUUCAAACUGAGACACACGACCUCCUGUGUGUCAGGUCCCCUCUCUGUGUGUCAGGGGCCUUCCUGUGUGUCAGGGCCCUCUGUGUGUCAGGUCCCCUCCUGUGUGUCAGGGGUCCUCCUGUGUGUCAGGUCCCCUCUCUGUGUGUCAGGGCCCUCUGUGUGUCAGGGGCCUUCCUGUGUGUCAGGGCCCUCUGUGUGUCAGGGCCCUCUGUGUGUCAGUGGCCCUGGAGCCUUAAAUGUUGAAGUUUGACAUUUGUACAGAAAAUAUUUUGAAAAAAUGAAGAAUCUUUUUCUCUGAGUGAAUCAUUUUGUAAUAAAUAUAAUUUCAUA